This is a messenger RNA of Anoplopoma fimbria (sablefish), 3179 nucleotides long. It is a transcript of the gene p4ha1b, whose product is annotated as prolyl 4-hydroxylase, alpha polypeptide I b. Lineage: Eukaryota; Metazoa; Chordata; Actinopteri; Perciformes; Anoplopomatidae. The transcript has 15 exons. The record is from RefSeq and is a predicted model, not a curated record. Gene Ontology annotation, molecular function: procollagen-proline 4-dioxygenase activity; protein binding; L-ascorbic acid binding. Gene Ontology annotation, biological process: peptidyl-proline hydroxylation to 4-hydroxy-L-proline. Gene Ontology annotation, cellular component: endoplasmic reticulum. The coding region runs from base 227 to 1867 and encodes 546 amino acids.
UUUAUGCAUGUGAGAUUCUGCACGUAGCGUUCAGCCUUUUAGGAAUCCAGCCCUGAACCAGCAGACGGCCAACAGUGCGCAGAAACAUCACAGACAGGUCGACCUGACUACCAGACUCACCAGAGUCCAUCUCCCGACCGGUGACUGAGCGGGGCCGGUUCUAAAGUCGAGACGCACAGAGGACCAAACGACAAGGGGACACACACACACACACGUCUGCUUCAGGAUGCUGUCGUUUAGGAUGGAGCUGCCAUGUUUAUUUUUACUGUUGCUGAGCUGUCUGCAGUCGCUCUCAGCCAACACUGACUUCUUCACCUCCAUAGGCCAGAUGACAGAUCUGUUAUACACAGAGAAAGACCUCGUCACCUCUCUAAAGGACUACAUCAGAGCGGAGGAGACCAAGCUUGAGAAGGUCAAACGGUGGGCUGAUAAACUGGAUUUGUUGUCAGCCACAGCCAUACUGGACCCUGAGGGCUACCUGGGGCACCCUGUCAAUGCCUUCAAACUGAUGAAGAGGCUGAACACAGAGUGGGGGGACCUGGAGAGCCUCGUGCUCAGUGACACCACUGAUGGAUUUAUUUCAAACCUGACGAUCCAGAGACAGCACUUCCCCACGGAUGUAGACCAGACCGGGGCGGCUAAAGCUCUCCUCAGGUUACAAGACACCUACAGGCUGGAUACCAACACUAUCUCGACAGGAGACCUUCCUGGAGUGAAACACAAGAGCCUUAUGACAGUGGAGGACUGUUACGAGCUGGGGAAAAUCGCCUACUCUGAUGUCGAUUACUACCACACAGAGCUGUGGAUGGCCCAGGCCCUGAGGCAGCUUGAUCAGGGAGAAGAGUCCACUAUAGAUAAGGUGACAUUGCUCGACUACAUCAGCUACUCCAUCUACCAGCAGGGGGAGGUAGAUAGGGCCCUGGACUUCACCAAGCAGCUGCUUGAACUGGACCCAGAGCAUCAGCGCGCCAAAGGCAACCUGAAGUACUUCGAGUUCCAGUUGGAGAAGCAGAAAAAGGAUGGGGGGGACCCAACUGAAAAAAAGAAGGAGAAAAGAGAAACAACUCAGAAGAAAGACAAGCCCAAAAAGAAGUUCUUAACUCCACAGCUGCCAGAGAGGAAGAAGUAUGAAAUGCUUUGUCGUGGGGAGGGCAUCAGAAUGACCCCCCGCAGGCAGAGCCGGCUUUUCUGUCGUUACUAUGACAACAGUCGCAACCCCAUGUAUGUGCUGGCACCUGUCAAACAGCAAGAUGAGUGGGACCGCCCCUACAUCGUCCGCUUCCUCGACAUCAUCUCUGACCAAGAAAUGGAGAGGGUCAAGCAACUGGCAAAGCCCCGACUACGCAGGGCAACCAUCUCAAACCCCAUCACAGGAGUGCUGGAGACAGCGCCAUACCGGAUCAGCAAAAGUGCUUGGCUCACUGGCUAUGAAGAUCCAAUGAUUGACAAGAUCAACCAGAGAAUUGAGGAUCUCACAGGGCUGGAAAUGGACACUGCAGAAGAGCUGCAGGUUGCAAAUUAUGGUGUUGGAGGUCAAUACGAGCCUCACUUUGACUUUGGAAGGAAAGAUGAGCCGGAUGCCUUUAAAGAGCUCGGCACCGGGAACCGUAUCGCAACAUGGCUCUUCUAUAUGAGUGACGUAGCAGCUGGUGGAGCCACAGUAUUUCCAGAUGUUGGUGCAGCGGUUUGGCCCCAAAAGGGCACUGCAGUGUUCUGGUACAAUCUGUUUCCCAGCGGCGAGGGGGACUACAGCACCCGACAUGCAGCUUGUCCAGUGUUGGUCGGCAACAAGUGGGUAUCAAACAAAUGGAUCCAUGAACGAGGCCAGGAGUGGCGGCGACCUUGUGCCCUAAAUGAAACUGAAUGAUGGCAAAAAAAGAAACACCUCCUUGGCCCUCUCUCUCCUUCCUUGUGAACCACCCAGGACCAAAGAACACUUCUGCAGAUCCGACAUGAUGAAUACGUUGGCUCCAAACAGCUCACUCCCUCUCUACCAACACUCCCCUUUCCCCCCCAGCUGUUAUGCUCUGAGCCCAGAGAUUGUUUGGGUUAAUGUCCGGCCCCUGGACAGUUUUAGCAUCACUACGACAGAUGACGUAAGUUCUUAAGAUUGUUGGAUGGUUUUGGAGAAACACUCCUUUCACUCGAAUGUGUCCGUCUUUGCACUCUGUGUGAACUCUAUCUCAGAGGUGAGGUUAUCCUUUAGUGGUGACUUUAGGGACCAGCUUCCUCCCCGUCAGUUUGAACUUUAAAGGAGCAGCUCAUGUUUUUAAAGAGGCCUAUCUGAUUUGUUGCAUCCAUUUAAUUUCAUUAGCAAAGCAAUUAGGUCUGUGUUGGUUUUUUAUUACAUUUUAAACAAUGUGAAUUCAUUGGGGUUGGGCAAUAUUUAUUUGUAAAAUGAUUCUCCACCUUCAAAUCAGUUUAAUAUAUUUCUGAAACUGGCUUAUUCUUCAGAGGGAUUGAAUUAGCUUACAGUAAAUUCACAAAAUGUCAUUCCUUCCUUUAUUUACAUAUGGAAGCAAAGUCUGCAUCCAAUAACUGUUUAAAAUUUUAAAACCAAAGUAAGUGCUCUGUGGAAGGAAUGAAAAGACUCAAAAAUCUGACAACAAUUCAUUGAAGUGUUUUAGUUGAAAGAAGCAUUUUAUUCCCUGUCAGUUUGUGUAACUAAUCAGAAGUGGUUUAAGUUGCAUGGCUACAUCUAUGCAGUUCAUUUUGACACACCACCGUGUUAGUUUGUUUUUUUAAGUCAUUUGAAUGGUCACACUAUGAGAUAAUGUUAGAUUUGUUGUACUUGAACACAAGGGUGUUUACAAAUAUAUGGACACGACACAGUUACGUACACUCCAAUGCUGCAUAGAAUUUAGUAUUUGUUCAUCCUGAUUGUACCAGUGUUAUGUAAGGACCGCCAGCUGUCGUUGAAAUAGUAUGAGCACCAAAGGAACAAUAGUACAUGAACACCACAUUGUCCAAGUUUUUUUUACAGAGUGAAUGAUUCUGGUAGUUUUUUUUUUAAUGGUGUCCAGUGCUUUUCAGUGUGAGAAUAUAUGGGUUUUCCAAGGAAGAAACAUUUUAUUUAUAUGUCCCAAGCCAAUUUUGUGUUCUUUUUUUUGUCUUAAAUGAAAGUCUGAAAUUGUAUUUUUUUUUUUUUACUACAAUAAAGACUGUUUUAUUGAUCUCAA